AUGGCAUCACUGGUGUUUGGGGUGGUGAAUGGGAAUGCCCGCGCGUUUGCCAUUGAAAGCGGAGGUGUCUUUCUUGACAUGAACGACAUGAGACAGUGGGACAUCACAGACGAUGAAGAGCGUUUGACCGCCUUGUUGGGCAAAAUGAGCAUGGCAAAGAUUGACCAGACCUUGGACUCGCUGGGUUUCUCUACCAGAAGAAAGAGUGGAUGCACCAAAGCGGGCAUGAUUGCUUCAUUCCUCCAUCACUGGAACAACAUCAAGGCAAAUGCAGAGGAGCUGAUUUCUUGGCGAGGUGGAGGCACUGCUUCAUCUUCGCAUACUGCAUCUUCGUUCACUGCUUUUUCUGGCGAGGCACACUCAUUGAAUGACGAGGGCAAUGAGGACAAGAACAACAACAAUGCCACCGUGUCGGUUCAAGUCAUUCACCACAUCGACGGGCGCACUGUUUCCUUGGGGGACUUCAUGCUCAACAUUGAUGUUGGGCUGAGUGUCUCUUCUUUGGUUUCUGUCAUCGCCAAAGGCAUUCGAGGUGCUUUCAGAUCCAGCUAUGACUUCAAGCAGGUGCUCAUGCGCAACGGCACCUACAUGGUUGACCCCAUCAUUUCCCUACAGAGUUUGGGUUUUUCUACUAGUACCACCAAUCAUGUGCAAUCUCACGUGUUUGAAGAGGGCGACUCAGAAUUCAGGGCAAUCUUUGAGGGCGAGGAGGACAGUGACGACCGCGAGAGCAUCAGCGACUACGUUGAGUACCUUCACGAUGCGUCUGACUUCGACACCACCAACAAACAGGGGGUGACUGUUGAAGUCAAGGAGGCAAUGAAGGGGCGCGUGCUUUUCUUGUUCUCUGAUCUUGACGGCAACAUGACAGUGGAUGCCUUGAAGAACAUGAUUGCCGAAGAUGCCGAGCGGAGGGCAAAUGCGAUGGUUUUGUCGGACAAGCCAAAGAAGGUUCUGACUUCCGAUUGCUUCAUGCUACGCACCAGCGAGGGCAUGAAAAUGGAGGACGGCAUCAUUGCGGAUUACACCGAGGAGGACGAGGGCGCGCUUGUGGUGCAUUUGAUGCUUCGUCUCAAAGGUGGUGCAAAGGGGGUGAAGCAACAGGUCAAGACUAAGGAGAAGGUGGAUGCCUUCAAAUCCCGCGCCAUCAAGGUGAAGGAAGUUGCCGUGCUUGAUGAGUUGCAGUUCUUCAAGCACAUGAUUGACACCUUCAUGACCCACGUGGAGCACGACAGUGCAGGAACCAUUCAGCAUCUUCUUUCUGCCUUGGAUGCGGAAAGGUUGGGGAGUUUGUCCUUGAUGCUUGGCAAUGCCAAAGGCGCCACGAUGGAAGUGAAAAUGUCCGACAUCGCCAUCAAAAUGUUUGGGGUCAAUGGCGAAAAGCUUGAGAACCUCUACGGUCAGUGUGAGAGUCUCUCGGGAUUUGCGACCUCGUCCAUGUGCUACGCCAUGUCCAACGCGCAGUGGAACAUCUCCAAUCUCAAAAAGUGCGUUGACGCCGUGAUGAACCAGAAGAUUGGGCAACAGAUGGCGAUUUCGGCAUUGCAGAGCCAGCAGGGCGACACUGGCGCAUAUGGUGGAGCAUCCAACAUGGAGAGUUGA
Effrenium voratum is the source of this 1602-nucleotide messenger RNA. The record is from the annotation of a GenBank genome assembly. NCBI's taxonomy places the organism in Eukaryota, Dinophyceae, Suessiales, Symbiodiniaceae.